Messenger RNA from Salvia hispanica, 1894 nucleotides. RefSeq lists its product as uncharacterized. Gene Ontology annotation, biological process: regulation of DNA-templated transcription. Gene Ontology annotation, molecular function: DNA-binding transcription factor activity; DNA binding. The record is from RefSeq and is a predicted model, not a curated record. NCBI's taxonomy places the organism in Eukaryota, Viridiplantae, Streptophyta, Magnoliopsida, Lamiales, Lamiaceae.
AGGUUUUAGAGAUUAGUCUCCAUUUCAAUUUCCAUUUCCAUUUCCAUUUUCAAUUUCUGGGGAUAGCUGUAGAAGGGGUCUCACUCACUGUACUUUCCAGCAAAUUUCUUCUUCGAUACUACCAUAAUCCAAUCCUUUGUCAUCUUCCAUCACUUGGGUCAAAUUCACAGCCAUUAAUUUCUCAUCCACUUUCCUUUCACUCUUCAAAAACGUCUUCUUCCUUUUCCUUGGAAGAAUAGAUACAUAUAUGUAUCCUUUUCUCUCUAUAAAGUGCAUCUGAUCCAAUUUUCUCUCUUUCCCCUUCGAGGAAGAAGAAGAAGAAGAAGAGGAAGAGGGUUUAUCGUCAAGGUCUGGACCAGGAGAUUUUAUGUCGGCAAGUUUUGAUUUGGUUGCUGUGUUUGGGUCUCCAUCCUCGAACCUCUGUUUCUCCUCUUCUUCUUCGCUCUUCUCUGCUCGCUGCAUGCGCGAAUCCCUCUGCUGUUCACCUCAGCAGAGCGCUCUCUCUCUUGCCCCAACCGUUUCGAUGCGUUUGAGGCCCAAAAGGACUAGUUCUGGAGUUGAGUGUUUUGGGGGUUAUCACAUAAACCGGUUCAAUCUCUUCUUGUUCUUGCGAGGGCCUCUCAUCACUUAACAAUCUCUUUAAUUAACCCCCUUUUAAAAAGUUUUGUUAACCGAUUUUCUGUUUUUGAGUUUUUAAUUUUGAGGGGGGCAAGGUUUUGGUAGGUGUUUAUCAGAGAAAAAAUGGCAGAGCCGCGAAAAUCAAUUUCUUCAAACCGUGAAAACCUAACUAGAAAGCCGAGAGUCAAGCCUCCUCCCUUCAAACCUAUGCGCCGGGUUCGAAUCGUCUGCAACGACCCUUACGCCACCGAUUCCUCCGACGACGAGGCGGUGGUGAAGCGGGUCAAGCGCAUUGUCCGGGAAGUCUGCUUCCCCGUAGACGGCUCUGCUUCGAAAACCCCUGAUUUGGAGAGCUCUUCGAUUCAGGAGAGUAGCAGCAGCGAGAGGAAGUUGAGCUCUACUCUGGGGAAAUACAGAGGCGUGCGCCAGCGCAAAUGGGGGAAAUGGGCGGCCGAGAUCCGCGAUCCGGUGAAGCAGAAGAGGGUGUGGCUUGGCACCUACAACACCGCGGAGGAGGCGUCCGAUGCGUAUGAGCGCAAGCGGUUGGAAUUCGAUGCGCUGACCGGUAAUGCCGAUGGCAAGACUGUUUUCACUAUGGUUGUUGCUACUGAUCAGCAGCUGACUGAUGCUGUCUCCGCCUCCGAGGAUUCCAGUGGGAGCAUCGUCUCGCUGACCUCACACGCGUCGCAAAACUCCUCUAGCUCAGACUUGGCAACGGAGGCGGGCAAGUUUGAGGAUGCCCUCGAUGAGGUGAUGGACGACGAGCUGGCCGCGUUGGCGAAGAUUGGGGAGGAGAUUGAGCUCGAAUUCGAGCUUGACUCGCUUAUGAUGGCGGACGACCCGUUGGAUGAUAUUGUGUUUGGUCUGAAUGAUCUCCCGAUAUGCGGAUUUGGUGCUGGAGAUCGGGCUGGGGCGUUGCCGGAUUUCAGCUUCGACUUUAACUGUGUGGAGGCGGUGUCGUGGAUGGACGAGGCAGCAGUUCCGGUGAUGGGCGGAGCAGCGGCGCCCCUCAAUAUAGCAUGCCCAUAAGUUUUGCAGCUAGUAAUAGUAUUAUUAUUGUUGUUAGUUAUAUUAAUAUUAUAGCAGAGGCGUUUAAGUUUAUUCUGAAAAUGAGUUUUUUUUUUGAGGAUUUUGUGAGGUUGAAGUUGAGCCCUUUGGGUUUUGUUGUAGCCGUCCAAAGGCAUUGAGAUUGAGUUGUGUGUGUUGAAUUUCUACUACUAUGUCUCGCUUUUUGAUCUAAAUUUGAGGUGUAAUGAAACUUGAUAUGUUGUUAUGA